This is a messenger RNA of Oppiella nova, 1821 nucleotides long. NCBI's taxonomy places the organism in Eukaryota, Metazoa, Arthropoda, Arachnida, Sarcoptiformes, Oppiidae. The record is from the annotation of a GenBank genome assembly.
AUGACCGAGAGAUCCGAUGAGCACUUCUGGUACGAGCCCUUCAACCCCCACCCCCUUAGACAGGAUUUUGUCAAAAAACUUCCCAUAAAAAAGCAGAUCCGGUACCGCGAGAUGAAGGAACCGGUAUUAGACUCGGAGGCUUAUAUGAAACACCCUAGGUUUUAUCCCAGUAUUGAACUGCAGGACAAAAUGGCCAACCCUUACGGUAAGGACAUAUCGGAUCUUACACUUCAAGGGCCCGUUCACAUCGAACAGCACUACCCCAAGGGUUGGCCUACAAUCUCGUCAAAAGGCAUGACCGCCCAAAAGAUACAACAGUUGGAGGCGUUUGGGUUCAGGGCAGAGGAGUUGCUUAGGGAGGGCUCAUUCGGGGAGAUCUGGAGGGUCACCGACAUCGCCAACAACAGACAGUUCGCUGGAAAGGUGUUACCACUGAACCGGUAUUACAAAGAGGGUAGUAUUAAGGAGGGUAUAGCCAAGCUAUUGCAUGAAGUGCAUGUGCUUAGAGGGCUUACACACCAACACCUGGUGCCCAUCGAUGGGGUGAUACACGUUAGGGACGAGAAAUAUGGGGUUCGGUCGCUGUUUAUCAUUAUACUGAUGGGUCUGUGCGAUGGAGACAUCACUAAACUACUGGCCCAAAGACCCGGCUAUUUCAAUGAAGGUCAGGCGCACAAGUGGUUCGCACAGAUAGCCGGCGCCCUGCACUACCUGCACAGCAAACGUGUCUGUCAUAUGGAUAUCAAACCCCAGAACAUAUUGUUUAAGUACAUCCCCUUUACGUACAAAUUGGCUGAUUUUGGACUGGCACAGGUAGUUGAUGAGUCGGAUCAUAUGAAGGGGCCGGUAGGCCAUCGCACCUCCUUGUAUAUGGUACCGGAAUGCCGUAAUAUUAGGAUUAAAUCUCAAGCUGUACUGGAUGUGCCAAAAUGUGAUGUCUACGCCCUGGGCGUAACACUGGGGCAGACCCUGAUUGGCAUGGAUUGGGACAAACUGUACAGUCGAUUAAGUCUUAAACCGGGAGUGAGGGCCAGGGAUUGGGUUCAGAAAGAGCUCAUUGAAAGCAAUAGGUUUGUACCGAAUCAGCCACUCAUGAGACUACUGUUUGGUAUGAUUGAGGACAACCCGACUCAGAGGUUCACUAUGGAUGAGGUGGUUGAGCACCCGUGGCUCACCGAUACUGUCAAGAGAUCGGACGACCACUUCACGUACCAACCCUUCAGACCCGUACCCCUAGUGGACUGGGCUAAAGACCCGGAGGCAAUUAAAAAGUUGCCAUUUGGUAAAUUUAGGCCUUACGAAGAGCCAUCACUGGACCCACGAGUAGUCGACUACAUCAAUGACCCCCAGAAAGUAUUGGGAGAAUUGUACCCGUCCACUCAGCCAAACACAGCCCCCGUAUGGGUCUACAAACUGGUCGACUUCGGACUGGCUCAGGUGGUUGAGGAGUCGGGCCCUCUGGAGAAAAAAUGGCAAGGUGAGACGGGCACCUACCUAUAUAUGGCACCGGAAUUGCGCACCGGUAGCAACCGGACAUUGGAUUUAAGCAAAUGCGACGUCUACUCCCUGGCCAUAACCCUGGGCCGAUCGCUCAUAGGCCUGGCUCAGCCCAAACACAUUAAAAAGUUUGCAAUCUUUGGACAAACCCCCGGAUUACAGGCCCGGCAGUGGAUUCAGGCGGAGCUCAUUGAUAAGAAUAGGUUUGCUUUUAAUGACCUCAUUAUACAACUACUGCUCAUUAUGAUUGAAAAGGACCCGGCGCUUAGACCCAAUAUGGUUCAGAUAACCUACCUGUGCCGACCUACCGGUGCUGUAAACUAG